AUGCAUCGCCAAUUCACGCUAGUUCCCGGCAGCCAAAAGGAAACAACCCGUUCACUCUUUUCGAAUUCCAACUACUGCAACUCAAUACAUAACCAUUCGACAUCAUACCGGAGUACCGACUCGGAUAUCACAGCGACCUCGCGCCCGCUCCUAGGCACUUGCAAUAACUACCUACCCGCUACUACAACUAUCACUCGGGGUAAAAAAUAA
Molecule: messenger RNA, 210 nt
Organism: Morchella importuna
Lineage: Eukaryota; Fungi; Ascomycota; Pezizomycetes; Pezizales; Morchellaceae
Exons: 2
Coding region: 1-210 (69 amino acids)
Source: RefSeq, a predicted model, not a curated record